Messenger RNA from Bombyx mandarina (wild silkworm), 1646 nucleotides. RefSeq lists its product as uncharacterized. The record is from RefSeq and is a predicted model, not a curated record. Gene Ontology annotation, biological process: maturation of LSU-rRNA; maturation of 5.8S rRNA. Gene Ontology annotation, molecular function: endonuclease activity. Gene Ontology annotation, cellular component: preribosome, large subunit precursor; Las1 complex. NCBI's taxonomy places the organism in Eukaryota, Metazoa, Arthropoda, Insecta, Lepidoptera, Bombycidae.
UUGUGUGUGUCAAUGGGCUCUAAAGUAAAUAUUAAAAUACAGCAUAAUUUUCUUAAAAAUGAGUAAUUGUGUUGUGGUACCCUGGGUAAAUACAGAGGAAUGGCUUAAAGUGAUGAAUUUAAUAUAUUCAGAGAAUCCUGACGAAAAUGAAGCACUAAAAUGGUUGUUGUUAUGGAAAGCACGAUGUCCUUCCUUGCCGUCAGGAAUAGAAUCUACUUUAAUAUUACUGCAAGUCCAUAUUCAAGACUUGAAUAGCCCCGAUGAUAAUGGAAAUGAUCAUGUGCUUCGUUUGGCAUAUUCAUCUGCGAUUAUGCGAUUUAUAAAUCACAUGUUAGAUGUAUCCAUAACUAAGGAAAACACAUUAUCUAAAGCCGCGAAAAAUGUAGGUAUUCCAGAUUGGAUAGUGGAAUUGAGACAUGACACUGCCCACAAUAAUAAUCUGCCUUCAUUGUCCCUGCUCAGAGAUGCAACGCAAUUUGGGCUUGAUUGGCUAAAGUCAAAUUAUUGGAAAGAACAUAAACUUCUUAUAACAGACUAUAAAUCAGGCAGACAAGAAACAGAUAGCCAAGAAGAAACUAGAGUAAUGAUAUUAGUGAAUUUUUGCAUUUCAUUAAGUAUUUGCUCUAAUUCUGAAUGCAAAAUUAAAACUUUGGCUGACAUAGUGGAUGUUGAUAUGCGAGAUUCGAUCAUAAAUGAUGCAAGGGAUUUAAUUGGUGAUAAAAUUGAGCUAAGCAAUCUUCGACAAGUUACUAUUUCAACAUUGAUUGAUAAAAUGAACUAUCAUGGUAAAUUUUUAUUAAAAAGUAAAAAUGCACGAAAAUAUGUCAACAAAGCUUUGCUUGGUGAUGAGUCUUUGAUCUUGUCACUAGAUACAUUUAACUAUUUUGGUACACAGCCUCAGAAACGUCAUCUAAAAUUGAAAAAAAAGUAUAUCCAUUGUUUUGAAGUACUAAUCAGGUGCCUACAUUUAAAUGAUUUGCUUCUUGAAUUUAUAAUGGGACUUAUCAAAAUAAGUCAGGAGAGUAAUGAGCAACGGGCUAAUUUAGCAGCUUUGUGGAUCUCUGAAAUUUUCAGUGCCUUCAGAAAAAGAAAUCAUAUCUUGAAAAAAAUGGAAAAAAAUAAGUAUCAAGGGCACAGGACGCAUGAGGAACUGAAAGCCUUAUACCGCCACUGGUUUCCAAAUUAUAAAAGUGGCAUAGUGUUUGAUUUGAAUAAACCAAUCCCAAUGGAAUUGCAAAAUAUUCACUUCAUUCAGCCUAUAAUUUCGACUUAUAAUCCAUUUCUCAAUUACUUUGUAAAGGAAAUCUUACAUUUAGUAGAACCACCAUUGCCAGAUAUUGUUACAAAUAAAAUAUGCGAGUUGGCAAAGUUAAUAUCAACACCAUUGCAAAAUUUUGUAACAUCAUCCUCCAGAAUUUACACAAUUGAUGAUAUUAAAUCAUCACAAGACACAAUAGAUUUGACUGAAAGCCUUCAAAAUGAACAAGAACUAAAUGAAUGCAAAUCUAAGGGUACAUAUCAAGGUAAUGGAAUAUGGGAAUUAGUUUCAGAUCAUUUUCAGUGGUCUGCUUGCCCUAUAGGAAAAUUACCCUGCUCAUAUGUUGAACAAAUGGAAACAUAAAUACAGAAUGAAAAUAAAUAAAUCA